Messenger RNA from Trifolium pratense (red clover), 1705 nucleotides. RefSeq lists its product as uncharacterized. Lineage: Eukaryota; Viridiplantae; Streptophyta; Magnoliopsida; Fabales; Fabaceae. The transcript has 3 exons. The record is from RefSeq and is a predicted model, not a curated record. Bases 146 to 1357 code for a protein of 403 amino acids.
UAAAAAUAAAAAAAAGAUUAAAACAAAACAAAGGUUUCUGCAACAACCGCAAAAUCAUCAUAAUAACAAAGAGAGAGUGAAAAAAAAUAAUCAACAGAGACGAAAAGAUCGUCUUCUCCAUCGGAACAAGAAAUAUAUAGCGAUCAUGAGGUUCAAGAAAGGGACUAAGGUGGAAGUGUUAAGCAAAGCUGAGGUGCCAUCUGGCUCCUGGAUAUGUGCUGAGAUAAUCCUUGGUAAGGGGCGUCGUUACACUGUUAGGUAUGAAGGAUUUCUAGGUGCUACCGAUGAGGAAAUUGUGGAGCGAGUUUCAAGGAAAUCCAUAAGGCCGUGUCCGCCUACACUUGAACUUGUGGAGAAUUGGACUCCUGGUGAUAUUGUAGAAGUGUAUCAGAAUUUCUCCUGGAAGAUGGCCACAGUUUUGAAGGUUUUGGGGAAAAAGUACAUUUCUGUUAGACUACUUGGAUCUUCUUUGGAAUUUCAAGUGACCAAAUUUGACAUUCGGGUCAGACAGUCAUGGCAACAUGACAAGUGGUUUGUGGUUGGAAAGGGUUCUGCAAGCUGUGAUAAUGGAAAACGUUUUAGUGCGCAACUUCAGAAGAUAGCUACAAAGACAAAUCUAUCAGCUUCCAAUUACUAUCAGCCUGAAAAGAAAGAACUGAAUAAUCUGGAAUCCUGUCCUGUUUCUUUUAAAACAUUGAAACGAGGACGCCAUUCACAAGUUGAGGUAUAUGCUGAACCUAUGCCAAAGUUAAGAGCAAUUGACAAUGAAGGAAGAUGUUAUAGAGCAAGAGUUGGAAAUCCACCCACACCACUUAAACAUGUACAAAAUGUUAGUUUUCCAAGAGAUGUGCCAGCUGAAGAAUAUAUGCAUGCUUCUGUAUACAACAGGAAAGCUGGGAUUGUUGAUAUGGACAUUGAGAGGAGGAAACAAACUGCUGCUGUUGGUUGUUCAUUCGGACAAAACUUUGAAUCAAACUCUGCCGAUAGUGAUACAUGCUCUGUUGGUAGUUGUAGUAUCACCAGUGGGAAUUCCUAUAAAUUGCAAUUUCCUAUAUAUGCAGGUCCAUUUGAAGAUGUAGACAGUUCAUACAGCGAUGCUGAAUCUACCUGCGAGAGGGGAUACAUGGAAGCAACUUGCUCCCCUCCCACAAAACGACAAUUGGCAACAAAAAUUCAUAGGUUAGAGUUGCAUGCCUAUCGUUGUACAAUUGAGGCAUUGCAUGCAUCAGGACCUUUAAGUUGGGAACAAGAAGCAUUAAUGACAAACCUCCGUCUUUCACUCAACAUAUCAAACGAUGAACACUUAAUGGAGCUAAGAAACUUGAUUUCUUCUGAAAAUAGUAUUCCUUUCAGAUGACAUGAAUUUUUCUCUCUUCUACUUAAGACCUUUUCCUCAGGGAUAGAGUUCCAUACUAGUUUCUUGAUAGCCUCAUUCAACUGUAAGAAGAAAAAUAAAUAUUUCUGUCCAUUUAUGUUUUAUGAUUUAGUAAUGUAGAUGCUAAACACUGAAUAAAUGAUCAUUUCUGAUCUCUUUUUAAUUUGUUCAUUUAUCCUCUUAAUUCCCGUUGAGCUUAUUCUGAUAUAUACUUCACCAGGUUUUUUCGUGAACCUUUAUAACAUUGUAGAUGUAUUGUAGAUGUUGUAAACAUGUGGCAGACAUGGUAUGCCUACUGAUAUUUGAAAUUAAGUGCUAUGUUUAAAUGUA